Messenger RNA from Mesorhabditis spiculigera, 309 nucleotides. The record is from the annotation of a GenBank genome assembly. NCBI's taxonomy places the organism in Eukaryota, Metazoa, Nematoda, Chromadorea, Rhabditida, Rhabditidae.
AUGGUGAAAACGGCGACGUCAGUCGCUAAACGCGGUAAGGGACGACCUGGACAAAUGACGGACAACCUAUGUUCGAAAUGCCCCGAGAAGGGCCGCCAGCGUGUGACCAACAAACACGGGGCGCUGCUCUGCCACGCAUGUCUGACGGCGUAUUGGAAGGCCAGCGAGAACUACAACCGAAGAGGAACCUGUAAUGGGAAGAACUGCACGAAGCUAAAACCCUGCGCCAUCUGCUCAUUCAACAGCAAAUGGGCCCCGCUUGGUCUCCUUCCGCUUGACACCUCCAAAGAGACCUUCGAUAAAGAGGCU